This is a messenger RNA of Phaethon lepturus (White-tailed tropicbird), 1472 nucleotides long. RefSeq names its product BAI1-associated protein 2-like 1 (gene BAIAP2L1). Gene Ontology annotation, cellular component: nucleoplasm; cytosol. The record is from RefSeq and is a predicted model, not a curated record. Gene Ontology annotation, biological process: plasma membrane organization; actin crosslink formation; positive regulation of actin filament polymerization. Bases 3 to 1472 code for a protein of 489 amino acids. The transcript is spliced from 13 exons. Lineage: Eukaryota; Metazoa; Chordata; Aves; Phaethontiformes; Phaethontidae. Gene Ontology annotation, molecular function: protein binding.
UUAUGGAACAGUUCAAUCCAGGACUGAGGAAUUUAAUAAACCUGGGGAAGAAUUAUGAAAAAGCUGUUAAUGCUAUGGUAGUGGCUGGAAGAGCAUAUUAUGAUAGCCUUGCAAAGAUUGGGGAUAUAUCGGCUGAUUCUCCAGUUUCUAAAGAAUUAGGCCAAGUUCUUGUAGAAAUUUCAAGAACACACAAGAAACUUAAUGACAGUCUAGAGGAGAGUUUCAAAAAGUUUCAUAAAGAUAUUAUAUCUGAACUGGAGAAGAAAACAGACCUGGAUGUAAAAUACAUGAAUGCAACUUUAAAGAGGUACCAAACUGAACACAGAAGCAAAUUAGAUUCUUUAGAGAAGUCUCAGGCUGAGCUGAAAAAAAUCAGAAGGAAAAGCCAAGGAGCACGAAAUGUAAUGAAAUAUGAGCAUAAAGAAAUGGAGUAUUUGGAAACUGUGAGCUCUCGACAGAGUGAUAUUCAGAGAUUUAUUGCAGAAGGCUGCAGAGAAGCUCUCCUUGAAGAAAAAAGAAGGUUCUGUUUUCUGGUUGACAAGCACUGCAGCUUUACCCAGCACAUGCAAUUCUAUCACAUUCAGUGUGCGGACUUCCUAAAAUCCAAGCUGCCUGGAUGGCAGGAAAUCUGUAGUGAUGCCACCAAAGUGCCUGAAAAAGUCAGAAUGAUGAUAGAGGAAAUAAGGACACCUGGUUCCACUCCAGUAUCGGGAACUCCACAGCCUUCACCAAUGAUAGAGAGAAAUACCAUGAUUGGAAAUGAUUUUUGUCCUCAUCAUGAAAAUGCGUCAAAGGUGCCCCCUGCUCCUACAGGUAGGGCGUACACUAGUCCACUAGUUGAUAUGUUUAACAAUCCUGCAACGGUUCCAAAGACAUCUUCUGAAAAAAUAAAUAAUUCAGCAGAGAAUUCAGAUGAUGCCAGUUUAUCGCGUUCAACGUCUGUUGCCACGGGACUAAAUAUAAUGAAAAGGCAAAAAGUAAAGACCAUCUUCCCACAUACUGCUGGAAGUAACAAGACAUUGCUUAGCUUUGCACAGGGGGAUAUCAUCACACUUCUUGUUGCUGAAGAAAAGGAUGGCUGGCUUUACGGGGAACAUGACUCAACUAAAGUAAAAGGAUGGUUUCCAUCAUCGUAUACUAGGCCACUGGAAGAAGCAGCAGAAGAAAAAGCAUUUGUCCCGGUGCCAAGCCCUGCACCAAUCCGAAGUAUUAGCUCUGUAAAUCUUGUGGAAAAAGGUGAUGUUGUCCUCCCGCCACCAGACUAUCUGGGGUCUUUACAAACAGAUAGAAGAAUGGAGUCCUCCAAAGGUACUACUGUUAAAACACCAACUGACAGGCCAGAAAGUGCAGGUCCGAAACCUGAUAUGAAUGGCAUUAUAAAACCACCUUUUCUAAGUGGAGAAAAUCCUUUUGCAACUGUGAAACUCAGACCAACAGUAACAAAUGACAGAUCAGCACCCAUUAUUCGAUGA